AGAAAUGAAUCUGUGCCUGCUGUUAAUUUUUCUGGAAUGACUGUUUGUGCUGACCAUGGAUGGCAGAAAAGGGGAUUUGAUAGUUUAACUGACAUUCAAAAGACAUGGACUUUCUCCUGGAAAUUUUACAGUUCCUUACAAUUCAAAGAAAAACAAUGAAAGAGAAAAAAGGCAAAAAAAAAAAACUACCAGAACAAAAAUUAAGACGUUUAAAACUAAAAGAAGAAAGAACUACCUCCAAAGGAGCAUGUGAAGCAACAGAAGGAGCCAGCUAUGAAUCUGAAAAAAGUUUUAGUGACCAAGCUGAGGACAUUGAGAGGAUUCCAGAUGCUAUCUUAAAGCCUUUAUAUACGGCAGUGCCCUCUUUAAUCAACCCAACCUUUGUAGUCAUUGAUUUAGAAACUACAGAUUUGAUCAGAAGAAAUAUUAUUCCGCACAUAGUACAGAUAGCUGCCAAAGAACACAAAACACAAACCAGUUUCAACCGUUACAUACCACCACAGCUACCAAUGUCAAAUGAUGCCGAAAAGGUGAGUGGUAUUGUUUGGGAUGGACAAAAGCUUUUUUACAAAGGGGUUGAACUAAACUUUAUUAAUAUAAAGGUUGCCAUAUCUGAUUUUUUAAUGUGGUUAAAUCAAUUCAGUAAUGCUGUAGCACAUAAUGGGAAAAAUUUUGAUUUUCGGGUUUUAUCAAUAGCUGUUUAUAGCUGUAAUAUGUUUGAUAAUUUUACUCAGAUUGUAAUGGGAUUUUUAGACUCAUUGGCCGUUUUUAGAUCAGGCUUUCCAAAAAUAGAAAAAUUUAAUCAGCCAUUUUUAGCACAACAUUUUUGUAAGGAGGAAUAUAAUGCACACAAUGCUGUAGAUGAUGUAAAUAUGCUUGAUAAAAUACUUAUUGCUGCUAAUGUAACUUCAGAACUAUUGCUUAAACAGUGUUACCAUUCAAAUUCUCAUUUUCUGCAAGAAAACUUCAUCAACGCAAAAGCUAAAAACUUGCCAAGCUUUCAUCCCCUUAUUGCUAGCACUACAAAAGUCUGA
Messenger RNA from Mytilus californianus (California mussel), 1034 nucleotides. RefSeq lists its product as uncharacterized. Bases 105 to 1034 code for a protein of 309 amino acids. Lineage: Eukaryota; Metazoa; Mollusca; Bivalvia; Mytilida; Mytilidae. Gene Ontology annotation, biological process: DNA catabolic process. Gene Ontology annotation, molecular function: 3'-5'-DNA exonuclease activity; nucleic acid binding. The transcript is spliced from 4 exons. The record is from RefSeq and is a predicted model, not a curated record. Gene Ontology annotation, cellular component: cytoplasm.